This is a messenger RNA of Penicillium coprophilum, 1032 nucleotides long. Its product is annotated as transaldolase family protein. Bases 1 to 1032 code for a protein of 343 amino acids. Gene Ontology annotation, cellular component: intracellular anatomical structure. Gene Ontology annotation, biological process: pentose-phosphate shunt, non-oxidative branch; carbohydrate metabolic process. The transcript is spliced from 6 exons. NCBI's taxonomy places the organism in Eukaryota, Fungi, Ascomycota, Eurotiomycetes, Eurotiales, Aspergillaceae. The record is from RefSeq and is a predicted model, not a curated record. Gene Ontology annotation, molecular function: transaldolase activity.
AUGGCAGUACAGACAGGUCUCGAUUAUAUGCGUUCGCGCACGUUGGUUGACUGUGACACUAUGGAUGAUGAGGGUUGUUGCGAGAGCCCUGGGACCAUUCCAGGACUGUACUUCCAACCAAGUGAGCACAUGGAUAUGCGAGGGAAGCAGAGGAUGGAGCUAACUGCACAGGCUAUUGCACUCGGUGAACUUUCGAAGCCAGGACGGGCUGGAAUCAUUGCGGCGUCGCGGGCAGAUGCGAUGACAUUGCAUCCGAAGUACUCGUCUAUCAGUCUCGAAGAAUUGGCUGCCGAGAUUGCGAUGAUUAGAUUGGGUAUAGGAAUGGCAAAACACAUUCGUGGCCGUGUCCAUGUGCAGGUUAAUCCUUACUACUCCUACUCCUCGGAGAAGAUUAUUGUCAAUGCACUUCGCAUCGUGCAAUUGUUUCAGUAUGUCCAGCCCGGCUUCGACGUCACUCGCAUUUCUAUCAAAAUUCCGAGUACAUGGGAAGGAAUGAUGGCCUGCCGUACCCUUGAAUUAGCCGGUGUGCGUACUUUGGCGACCACUCUGUUCAGCAUGGCUCAAGCUGUACUCGCGGCCGAGGUCGGCUGUACUUAUCUUGCACCCUAUGUGAAUGAAUUGAAGGUGCACGUGGAAGCAGGUCAUGUGGAUAAUGCGAAGUUGCUCCCACUUUGCGCUGCAAUUCAGAAAUACUACAAGUCCAUCAAUUCGUCCACUAAAGUCCUCCCCGCCAGCUUGACUUCCGUCGAGGAGAUCUUCUUCCUCGCUGGGGUGGAUCAUCUCACUAUUGGUCCAGGUCUGUUGACACAAUUGACUCAGCCUUAUGCAGGAAAUGUCAAGUCGCUAUUUGAUAUUGCGCCAACACUUCCAAUUCCAGCGCGGGGCGUUUCUUUCAUUAACGAUCCUGGAAGCUACCAGAUUACCUUUGCCCGGGACUUGGGUGGUGCUAGUCAGAACAAACUGACUGAGGCUGUAAACAUCUUUUGUGAUGCCCAGGACAAGUUGGAGCUACUUAUGAAGACAGCUGCCUGA